Penicillium vulpinum is the source of this 915-nucleotide messenger RNA. Its product is annotated as J domain-containing protein. The coding region runs from base 1 to 915 and encodes 304 amino acids. The record is from RefSeq and is a predicted model, not a curated record. The transcript has a single exon. NCBI's taxonomy places the organism in Eukaryota, Fungi, Ascomycota, Eurotiomycetes, Eurotiales, Aspergillaceae.
AUGUUCAAGAAAAUUAAUCCUCUAUAUGCUAAACACCCGCAAUUUUGGAAUUCAACCGUCUUCCGCCCGCUUUCUCGUUUCAACACCAACUCUGCAGGCUAUGGACUGAAGGCACCAUACAAAAGCAGGAGCUACGCCACCUCAGCAGAUUUCCCACAUCAGAACUACUCAUGGCCUAGCUCUUCAUCUUUUACCCCGUAUGACGUCUUGAAUCUACCCCGUGGCGCAACGUACACGAAAAGACAUUACUAUGACCUCGUUAAGAUCUAUCACCCCGACCGGGAUCUCAAAGGCCAUCCUCUUUUCAAUCACUUGACUGCUGAGACUCGACUGAAGCGCUACCGAAUUGUGGUUGAUGCACAUAAUCUUCUUUCCGAUCCAGUCAAACGGGCAGCCUAUGAUCGAAAUGGCACUGGCUGGACCCACACGGUAUUGGAAACAACAAUAGAACGCAACUCAUAUGGACCGAAUAUCUACUCAAAUGCGACAUGGGAGGAUUGGGAAGACUGGCAUAACCGCCAUCAAGGGCCUCAGCAGCAUGUUGUCGAUCAGCGCACUUUCUCUCGGCUUGUAAUCCUGUUGGUGCUGUUUGCGGGAGCCCUUCAAGCAUCCUGGAUCGGACAGGUGAAUACUGGAUUCAAUGAGCGGUUACGUGGGGUCAACGAAGAGUCAGCCCGUGUCCUACAGGGCCGCAAAGACAACACUGUCAAACAGAUGGAUUCAAAUGAUGCCCGGGUGCAGGGCUUCCUCAUUCGGAGAGACCCCACCGGGUCGGGUUUGAAGGGCAAUGAACAACCGGUUUAUCAAAGGGAGUUGAAUCCUCUUCGGGAUUUGGAUGAGUCCUCCGAGGUUGGCAAAAAUAGCCGAGGGCCUGCACGGCGAGUGGACCAGUCGGAACCUUCAGAACUCUCCUAG